Molecule: messenger RNA, 2080 nt
Organism: Nezara viridula (southern green stink bug)
Lineage: Eukaryota; Metazoa; Arthropoda; Insecta; Hemiptera; Pentatomidae
Source: the annotation of a GenBank genome assembly
GACUGUAUGAGAGCUUUGGUUCCACUUUUAUUUGAAGACGUGGAAAUUUAUUUUAUAAGAACUAUCUGCACGUAUUUUUUUGGAUCAUCACAAAUCAUAAUCAUCGACGAUAGAAUGGCUAGUGCAAGUCAAACUGGCCUGGCGACUGGUUCUGAGGGUUUGAUAUGUUUCGUCUGUGAUAUUGGUGUUGUUGGACGAUAUUAUGCUUUGGCCACAUGUAGAACUCAAACAACCAAGGUGAGGCUGAUUGAGAAGUUGGGACAGCUUGUUGGAGAAGAGUAUAUGGUGGUGAUUUCAGAAGAUGACAUCAUAUGCCGAGGAUGUGCUACCAUGAUUAACUCGUUGGAUAGGCUAGAAAAAGAGCUUGGUUCUCUAAGGUCUAUGGUGCUUAGAUACUUAGAAAAGAAGUAUGAAAUGGAAGAAGGGGAGUUAGUGAAUACUAGAUCAAAUCCACCAUUGCCUCUAAAGGAUCAAGUUCGACCGAGGGAGCCAAAUCCAAAUGAUUUCCAGGCUAGGAAAAGAAAAGCUAUGAUGGGAGGUGGUGACAAUAUUCCUGAUGAUGUUAGAAAUGCUGGUAAAGACACAUCUUGGCUACAGUGUGAUAAGUGUAAAUAUACUACCAAUUACAGUUCGUUUAUGGCUCACCAUGCAAGAGUUCACAACAAAAAGAAGGAAGCCUCUCAAACACAGGCAUCUCUUAAUCAGAAUCAAUCAAAUCAACAGACUCAGCAGACAACACAGCAAAUUGGACAGCAACAGAUAUUGGUUCAGAACCAGCAGAACCAACCUGUCCAUGAUGUAUCUAAGCACAUUAGUUUAGCACAGAUAAAACAAAAUGGUGAAGACAAAUCGUCAAUCGUUCAGAUUCAUAGAAUAUCUGAGAACGAUUCAGAAACUAUUACUCCAGAUAUAGUAGAAGGUCAAUCAAAAGAUAUGGUUGAUGGUCCAGAAACUGUAGAAAUGAUUGCUGCUGAAAUUGGACAGGAUUUUGGAGAUGGCACUGAGAAAGGGCAGAUGCUUGCUAUGGUAGAAGUGGAAAAACAAAUGACAUUACAAGCUGUUGAAGGAGAAGAUGGCAAUAACACAUUGUGUAUGGUUGAUGAAAAUGGUAUCAUAGUUCAAAAGGUUGAGCAAGCAGAGGACGGGACAUUGUAUGUACAGAUGCCUGAGGGAGCGGACUCAACCAAGCAAGUUCUAUCAGUUGCUGAUGAUGGUAGUGUACAAAUGGUGGAAGUUUUGUGGGAUGAUAUGGUUUCACCCGAUGAAACUGAAGGUCACAGCAUGGUAACAUUUUGAGUGUAGGUUCUGAGCAAUGUACAAAGUUUGAAUUGACUUGUGAUGAAUCAAUACCUGGGUAAUUCACUGGGAUGUUUUAUUAAUUUUUUUGCUGUUGUAAAAAGUUUAUAAAACCUAUUGAAGAUUUUAGGCUGUUUCAAAUAUAUAAAAAAGAGAUUUCGAAUUUGUUGAUUUUUAAAGUAUGAAAUGUAUCUUGAAUUAACUUCUAUUGAUGUUGAAUGUAUCGAGCAUAUUUCUGACAUUUUUCUCUGAUCUUUCAUGAACUGUCGUUCUAAUAGUAAAUAUUUGGCCCCUGUGACCAAAUAAAAGACUCAUUAAAUUUGUUGUAUGUUAUUGAAGGCUAUGUGUUAUUUAUUUCUUGUGUCAUUUACCAAAGUAUAGUGUUAAUUUAUUGACUACAUAUAUUUAUAAACUACUCUCCUCACUUUUUUUUUCGAGUUGUAAUUUAAUAAUUUAAGUUUUCUCUUUCUUGUUAUGUUUGAAGUAUGCUAAUUUAUUAUAUGUAAUCUUGAACUGUUGAGAUUUUUUUAUUUCUUCUGCCAUUAUGAACAGUUUUUAAUUUAUUUUUUCUUCAAAGUUCUUAAAUUAUUCUUAAACAGUAACUGUUAGUCCUUGCUUCAGCUGAAAAAAGAGUUUAUAUAUAUACAUAUAUGCAGUUAAAUAUGUGUAUGUAGUGAAUUAUAUAUAUAUUUUUUGAUUGUAUUAAGACAUUUUAGUCUCUUGAUGGACUUGGUUGUCUUAAAAUUGUGUUUAAAGUAAUAAAAGUCUGUACAGUUUAUUGGCU